AAAACAACUACUGGCAGCAUUUUAUUUAUUAAGUGUUUACUGUGUGUUCCAAAGGUUGGGGGAGGGGGCAGACAUUCACCAAGAAAGGUCUCAGCGACCCUACACGCAGGACGCUCCCAAUCCAAGUGGAGACCCCGACCACCUAUAAACUUCGUGUGUUACUAGGGACAUACAGGAAAUGUUAGAUUCUUGUAAGAGUCCUGCUCCUUUUUUUAUAAACUUCUCCAGAAUCAAGCAGAUUAAAGAUUUGAAAGCUGAAAUCAGACAGAAGACUUUGGAACUUGACCUCUUAACAUUAGAAAAGGAUACAGCAGAUGUUGUUCAUCCUUUCUUUCUAGCUCAAAAGUGUGAGGCCCUGCAAAACAUGAAUCAGCACUUGGAGACUGUGCUGAAGGAAAAGAAAGCCCUCAGACAUCGACUGAUGAAGCCCUUGUGCCAGGAGAACUUGGCCAUUGAAGCCAUUUACCACAGGUAUGUGGUACAAUUGCUGGAUCUGGCAGUGAAUUUCAUUGAGAAACUAGAAUCCCAUGUUGAGACCAUAAGAAACAUUCCUUGUUUAGACUCCAGUGUGAAAAAUAUGGAUAGGGCUUUGACAAGAAUGACUGUCUUGGAGGGAGAGACAGAGCAACUGAUAGAAAACAUAUUGAAGUGGAGAGAGCAACAAAAGGAAAUUUCUUCUUCUAUCACCAAAUUGUUUUCUGAAGAUCUCUUCAAAAAAAGCACAAGACUGUAACCACUCUUCCACCUUUCAGACCCAAACUCAGAGCCAUCUGACUCUUGAUACCAAAUGAUGAUGGAUGAUUUUAUUUCUGUUUACCAACAUGUGGGGUUGAUGUCCAUUCAUAACAGAAGAAUUUACAGGCUUUCUUGCUAAUUCUACUCAUGAAACCUCUUUUUCUUAGUUUUAUUUGAGUCCAUUGUGACCAAAACUGAUUUUACCUCCUUUUUUUUCCAUAUAAAUGGAUUGAUGUAUUUAACAUAAAGGAUAAUGCAUUUGAUCCGCACAGACUACACAUGGGUGUGACAAGAAACCAGUUGCCUAAAUCUAUUUACAGUAGUUACCCUACUCACAACAGAUCAUCCAAACUAGGGGAAAUCUUUACAAGCAGAAAGCUAGUUGAAUCUGACAUUGCUUCUACUGACUAGGUUGAGAGUUAUCUCUGAAUGGUCUACAGGAGUAGUCAUGGAGGAAGAAAAAGAACUAAGAACAAGUAAUUUGAAGAAAAAUGGGACAAGAAAGGGGCAGAUUGUAGGAAUUGGCACUAAUAAUUGCUUCAGACACAUCUGAUCCUACUGGUGCCAUAAAUAUCCUCUCCUAUUUUUGUUUUUUAUUAAAUAGAAAGUAAUCGGCAUUUCUGCAGUUCUGAUAUCUGCCUUCAUACCUCAACACUCACUCACCUACAUAGUCAGAAGAUUCAGUUUAUACAUCUGCUAACUUAUAUAGGUAUUAUAAAAGCACCUUGUAUCAGAUGACUUUACUACACAGUGUAAAGUAUGAAGUCAUUAAGAACCCAAUCACUCUUUUUGAAAUCCAUUUUCCUGGUAAAUUGAUGUGUAUCUCCAUGUUGAGAUCUAAUGGUUUUGAUCAUAAUUAUCCCCGUUUGUUACUCAACUUAAAACCCCAUUAUUUCCAGAAAUAUUUUAACAUUAAUCUUUGUCUCUAAAACAUCAUACUGUCAGGAUUUUUUUUCUGUGUGAUUGAGGUAAAUUGUGUUAGCUGAUUUUGAUGUCUUUUCACUUGCCUAUCUCUGUUCAUUUGUUUUUAUUGAAUUUAAUAAAAUCAACCAACAUAAACAUUUUUCUAUCCAAAGAACAGAAAAAAAAAGGACUACAUGUAAAACUGUAUAUCUCUACUCUGCCAGGUAAUUAUAAGCUCUCUUCCAUUCGAUUGUCAUCUAUGGCAGGGACUUUUUUCCCUUCCUUUGAAUCCUCAGAGCUUAGCACAGAGCCUGGCACAUAACAAGUGCCUAAUAAAUGCUUCUUGAUUUGCCUGAA
Molecule: messenger RNA, 1995 nt
Organism: Monodelphis domestica (gray short-tailed opossum)
Lineage: Eukaryota; Metazoa; Chordata; Mammalia; Didelphimorphia; Didelphidae
Gene: HAUS2
Product: HAUS augmin like complex subunit 2
Biological process (GO): spindle assembly; microtubule nucleation; centrosome cycle
Cellular component (GO): centrosome; HAUS complex; mitotic spindle microtubule
Source: RefSeq, a predicted model, not a curated record